This is a messenger RNA of Haliotis rubra (blacklip abalone), 2187 nucleotides long. Its product is annotated as G-protein coupled receptor 84-like. The record is from RefSeq and is a predicted model, not a curated record. Gene Ontology annotation, biological process: G protein-coupled receptor signaling pathway. The transcript is spliced from 2 exons. NCBI's taxonomy places the organism in Eukaryota, Metazoa, Mollusca, Gastropoda, Lepetellida, Haliotidae. Gene Ontology annotation, cellular component: plasma membrane. Gene Ontology annotation, molecular function: G protein-coupled receptor activity. The coding region runs from base 430 to 1689 and encodes 419 amino acids.
UAUACAAUAACAAUGCUUCAGUCAGACUGAAUUGUUGUAUCCACAGCAGGGUAAUAAUACCACGGUCUAUGUGGCACGGGAACCCAGAUCACAUGCCUCCUCAUUGAAAUGUCAGAAAUAUCAAGUUGGCACAGUCGACACAGUUUUGAGUUGAGGUUAUUAUGCAACAUAUAGAAUGCAGCGUAUGAGACUUGAUCGAUAUUCGCAAAGUUCCAAAGAGAAAGAGAUACGGGAGAAGGAAGAUCGCAGCCUCUGUGACGUUUCCAACUAUCACAGUACCGCUUUCUUACUUUAAUACAGUGGAACUCAAGGGAACGGCUACAGUUGUAGUCAGAGACAGCCUGACAGAACCGAGAUUCUUGCCUGAAUUGUGGAUGACCAAUGCGAGUUGUAGUCUAACGGCCGUUACCACAACGAAUCCGUUUCAAGAUGGCCGCUUAUGAAUUGACGUAUUUUAAUGACACCGUCAAGGGAGAUAACUCCACUCUUACUCAGGCACUGGAUCCGAUGAUAAUUUUACAAUCGCUCAACCACAAGAAAUCCAUUCUGUUGGCACCUGCGAUAGCGUACACUGUUGUGUUGAUGACUAUCGGGAUUAUUGGAAACCCAAUUGCCAUUUUUAUCUACGCCUUUCGCUGGCCGCGAACGACCACCAAGUGCUUUUUGCUCUGCCUGGCUGUACUGGAUUUAUGCAACUGUCUCAUCACCAUGCCAACAGAGAUAGCCCUAAUGGUGAACUUUUAUUACUUCAAUAACAGCGUUAUUUGUAAAAUAUCCCGUUUCACCACUUACACGAUGAACAAUGCCUCGGUUUUCGUGCUCCUUGUUGUUGCCAUCGACCGGUUUAUAAGGAUAUGUUUGCCUCAUGAUCAGCCAAUCAGCAUUAGAGGAUCAAAGAUUGCAUGUGGCGUUUCUGUGAUUGUGGGAGUGGGUGUGUCAUGGCCUGCCCUCGUGAUUUACGGACGGAAAAACGUGGAUAUUCCUAUUCCCGGUGGCCCUGUAAUAACAGCCGUCAUGUGUCAGGUAGAACAUAAAUAUUCCACAACGCCUUAUCCCCUCGCGUUCAUGAUCUACCUGUGGGUGGCGUUCUGCUUGAUCGCAGUCGUCAUGGCGGCCAUAUAUAUUAUGAUAGGAAGGGAGAUAAUCAAGAGGAAAAGGAUGAAGAAGCAGCGCGGGGUUACUACGUCAUCGCAUCUUAAGAAAUUACGUAACGAGAGCGCAAGCACCACCAAUAACGACUCCACACCAACGUCACCACUAACAACAUCGCCCCAGUGUACCUUUCCCACUUCGCCGACAACGCCACCUACCAGCAUUCCGAGCAAUGACAGCACCAACAGCGCCGCCACGUUGCUCAAGGGCAGACUACCGGUGCUGUCGACAUUCAAACUCAGUAAAGGCAAAUUACGGCCAGGAAAGACAACUGUCAUGUUAUUCGCCAUAACUAUGGUCUACAUCUUGAGUUUUCUCCCCUUUCUCAUCAUAGGGAUAAUUCGAUUACGGAUCGGGGCCAGGUUUUAUCCGAACUUAAGCGGACCAGAAGAAGUGGCUGUGAACAUAUUUCUGAGAUCCUAUUUGGUGAACAACUGCGCCAAUCCUGUCGUAUAUGGACUCUGCAACUCUCAGUUUAGAAAAGAGUUUUGUGACUUAUUCAGAUUCCGGUGUAAAAAACAAAGUUCCGGGUUAUAAUGGGAAAUAGAGUGAGGGUAUUUUUUCCACUGAAUUAACCCACAGUAGUGAAUCUCCACGUCAUUAACAGCAAGGUCAAUUCGUGUCACAACAUAUAAGUCAAACAAUGCCAAGAAGCAAGAGUUGAUAGUAGGCUGUGAAUGGAUCGUUUAUAUAGUCGCCAUUGCCUGGCAGUAUACGGUGUGAAUUGUUAUUUCAGCGAUAUGAAUCUCUGGUGUCACAGAAAUCAACAGGAUUACCUCCCUUUAUUUUGACUUCUUCGGAGCUGACUGCGGCUUCAAUCUUUCCUCAUUCACCAGCCAGUGCUGCAACCAGGGAUAGUGACACCAGCCUCCAGAGACACAAAGUCUAAAUCUUGUCCGUAUUUUGUUUCACGGAGAAUACAAAGACUCGACACCAGGUUAAAACUGUCGAUUUCUAACACCAUAGAUGUUUAGUAUUCUUUUUGGCUUUCUUGGUAUAAAAACGAUCGAAAGUGUUUUAGUGAUCGCGAGUACG